AUGGGAAAAGUGGAAGACCGUGCCACCCUCGUGCCCAGUGAGCGCCUGCCCUUGCUGGCCCAGGCGGCCCCCAGCGCCACCCACCUGAGCCAGCAGGAAGUGGCCGAGCAGGGCAGUGCCGCCCCCUGGCCCGGACUCCGCAAAGCCUUGAUCAGCCUGCUGGGCGGCCUCUUUGCCUGCCUGCUGCUCCUGGCCGUGGCCCUGCUCCUCUCCCUGCCCCGGCCUAGCCCACCCCUGGGCUGGUGGCAAAAGGCCGCCUUCUACCACCUGCCCCCCUCCUCCUUCCCGGACUCCGAUGGCGAUGGGUGGGGAGACCUGGCAGGCGUCAGGCAGCAGCUGGACCGGCUGGUGGCCCUGCCCAUCCAGGCCUUGGUGCUGGGCCCCGUCCUCGAAGGCAGAGGGGCCAACCUGAGCCAGAUCGUUCCUGCCCACGGAUCGCUGGCACAGCUGCAAGCUCUGGCGAGAGAUGGGCGCAAGAGAGGAAUCCGAAUCCUGCUGGAACUUCCACCUUGGGAAGAAGAGGGGGACCCAACAGCUGAGAGCAAUCAAACAACGCAGCUCUUCAAGGAGGCCCUACAGUUUUGGCAGUCCAAAGGCGUGCAUGGUUUUUUGGUGGCCAAGGACCCUGCCUGGCGCCUCCUCACGUUUAUCAGUAAAGGAGAAAAACAUGGAAAUAGCUGCACAGAUCUGACCUCUUUGGUGUGGGGCUUGGAAGAGAAGGGGGCCCUCAUCGUGUGGGACCGGAGUGAGACCUGCAGCACUUCUCACGGGAUGCCCAGCAGGGUCAUCCUCACCUGCCACUUGCCGGGAACCCAGAAAAAUCUCUCGGCUCAGGCGCUGCUGCAACUGGCACAGGGAUCCCUGCAGCUCCCGGGCACACCGUGGCCCAGCUGGGCAGUGCCCAGGGGACUCUCGCCCGUCGGUGGCUGGGAGAAAAUCCUUGGGGUGCUGCUCUUCACCCUCCCAGGAGUGCCACUGGUGCAAGGGGGACCAAGAUCACCCCUCCCGCUGGAGUCCGAGCUGAUGGAAGGAGAGCCCCGCAGAGCCCCGCUGGCAGUCCUGUACCAGUCCCUCCUGGAAUUGCACGCAAAGUCCUUCUCCUUACACGACACCAACUUCACCCUGCUGCCCCUGCCCAGCCACGCCGAGGACCUGGUGGCUUUCCUCCGGCCGGGCGCCUGCUCCAGCCUCCUGGUGAUCCUCAACCUGGGAGGGCAGCCCACCCAACUCCGCCUGACGGAGCUCAGCUUCCCAGGGCGGGCCAAGGUGGUGCUCAGCACCCAUGCCACACCCCAGAAAGACGCCAACGUGGAGGUGGUCAGCCUGGCGCCCCAGCAGGCCCUCCUGCUCCAGGUGCCUCGAGGAUACCAGCCGUGA
This is a messenger RNA of Protobothrops mucrosquamatus (brown spotted pit viper), 1377 nucleotides long. Its product is annotated as 4F2 cell-surface antigen heavy chain-like. The coding region runs from base 1 to 1377 and encodes 458 amino acids. NCBI's taxonomy places the organism in Eukaryota, Metazoa, Chordata, Lepidosauria, Squamata, Viperidae. The transcript has 9 exons. Gene Ontology annotation, biological process: amino acid transport. The record is from RefSeq and is a predicted model, not a curated record.